Messenger RNA from Papilio polytes (common Mormon), 1684 nucleotides. Its product is annotated as probable palmitoyltransferase ZDHHC16. Gene Ontology annotation, molecular function: palmitoyltransferase activity. Lineage: Eukaryota; Metazoa; Arthropoda; Insecta; Lepidoptera; Papilionidae. The transcript has 6 exons. Bases 309 to 1460 code for a protein of 383 amino acids. The record is from RefSeq and is a predicted model, not a curated record. Gene Ontology annotation, cellular component: Golgi apparatus. Gene Ontology annotation, biological process: protein palmitoylation.
CCUUGUCGAAUAACUUGACAGGGAAUGUCAGACCAGACAUUGACAAUUGAAUUGAUUGACAACAGUGAUUGUCACUGGUCACUGUUAAACAUAGAAGUUGCGAAAUUUAAAUUGUUGAUGGUUUGCAAGUCUUUGAUUUAUUAACUAGGUGGAAUUAAGCAUGCUUUUGGAUAGCAUUUUCUACAUUUGUAAAUUAUUUAAUGAAAUUUAGAAGUCCCAAAAGAAGAAAUCAUGUAAAAUUACGUAAAUUUGAUUAGCAAAGUAACACGAGAGUUCAUAAUAUAUUAGUGUUUAUUACAAACACCGUCAUGGCUACCAUAAAUUGGCGUUUUCAAUGGAGAGGAAUAUUUUCCAAUAUAAAAAAGUACAUAAUAUGGAAGUUAGCUCAGAUAAAAUUGACAAUGCAAUCUCUAACAUACAAUGAACACAUGAGCCAAAGUUAUGUGAUUGACUGUUUGCUGGAACCCAUAUUUUGGAUAGUGGACAAUUUUGCUGGUAAUCUAGGACAAGUGUUUGUUUUCUGUGUAACAGUUUUGACAACAGCUGUUGUGUUGAUUGCAUAUUGGAUUGGAUUGCCAUUUUGGUGGCAACGCGAUCCAUGUACUACUAUAUUUUUAGUACUAUUUGGUAAUUGGCUAUUACUUAACAUAAUAUUUCAUUAUUAUAAAGGAGUUACUACUUCCCCUGGUUAUCCCCCUCAUGGCACACUGAUAUCUGAAGCGGCCAGUAUUUGUAAGAAAUGUAUAUCACCAAAGCCACCUCGGACCCAUCACUGCUCAGUUUGUGAUCGAUGCAUCCUUGCUAUGGACCACCACUGUCCAUGGUUAAACAACUGUGUUGGCUACUACAAUGCUAGACAUUUCUUUCUCUAUAUGGUGUAUAUGGUCGCCGGAGUAUCUUUCUUAAUAAUUUUUGGAUUUGAAAUUGGAUUUCAAGUGCUAUGGUUGUAUGAUCCAAGUGCUGACAUUCCACAUAAUGAUCCUGAUCUAAUUGGUCAUCCAGUCCGAAUUAAUCAAACAGGAGCAUUGAUACCUAUUAAAGAAAUUGUAGAAUAUGAUUCCAUUAACUCUCCGAGGGAACAUAACCUACCUAUCCCAGUUAUAUCAGAGUUACAACUGAUAAGUAGUCAUCCUUGGAAACGGAAAGCAGUUAUUUUUGUGGCAGUUACUUCUUUAUCAGUAUUUUGUGCAUUAGGUACUUUAGUUAGGUGGCACGGGAAGAAUAUUAGCAGAGGAGAGACAAGUGUUGAAAGCCAUAUAAAUGCAAAAUUACGGAAAACAUCGAGACAUGUUUAUAGAAAUCCGUACGAUUUUGGUAGAAGAAAGAAUUGGAAGAUAUUUCUAGGGUUGGUCCAAGAUAGGACAUUUACUAGACAUGUCUUAUUGCCGUCUGGUCAUAAACCAUCUGGCACAGGAUUAACAUGGCAUACCAUACAUAAUGUAAUUGAAGACUGGCCAUAGAUUAUUAUUUUAUAUUAUACUGAAAUGUUGCUAAGUCACUUCUACUAGUUGUAAGAUUACAUUCCCUUAAAUAUGUAAGAAAUUUGAUAUUGUAAGGCUUAAUAUUUAAUAAUUUAUACCAGUAGUAAUUUAAUCACCAUUAAUCUAACUUCUAACUAAUAUUAUAAAUGUGAAAGUUUAGAUGGACGGAUGGAUGUUUGUUAGAGUUUGUAACCUAAACGGCU